Messenger RNA from Lytechinus variegatus (green sea urchin), 2470 nucleotides. RefSeq names its product RAB6A-GEF complex partner protein 2-like (gene rgp1). The record is from RefSeq and is a predicted model, not a curated record. Gene Ontology annotation, cellular component: Golgi membrane; Ric1-Rgp1 guanyl-nucleotide exchange factor complex. The transcript has 8 exons. The coding region runs from base 34 to 1203 and encodes 389 amino acids. Gene Ontology annotation, biological process: retrograde transport, endosome to Golgi. Lineage: Eukaryota; Metazoa; Echinodermata; Echinoidea; Temnopleuroida; Toxopneustidae.
UUUCUCUCUCUCUCUUGUUAUCAGAUAUUCAUCAUGAUUGAUGCUACAGCUCUCUUGACAAGAGGGACAGCGUUUCUAGCUGGAGAGACCAUUGAAUGUGCAAUUACAUUCACAUGCCCAGAAGCAACCAGCUCCGGUCAACCAGAGUGUCUUGCAUGGGCCAGUGCUCAGCUUCAUUGCCAGUGCAAUGUCAAGGAGUCAAAGGUCAUCAUUCCUCCGCAACCAAUCACAAGAAGACCUUCAGAGGAAUGGGAAAACAUCCAGUCUUCUAGCAACACAAGCUUUGCAGCUAGUAGAGGUGAGAAAGGAGUGUGUAUUCUGUUGACUCAACCCAAGAUUUUAUUCUGUGAUCUCAGAAUGCAACCAGGUGAAACAAAAACAUUUAUUUACUCUGAGACGAUUCCAAGGGAUGCCCCUCCGUCUUACCGAGGACAAGAUGUCAAGUAUUCUUAUAAAGUGACCAUUGGUGUUCAGAGGAUUGGUUCGCCUAUUAAACUCAUCAAAGUCCCGUUCAGACUUAUGGUGCUAUAUGGUCUCGAUGAAGCCACGAUAUUUGAAGGAGCAAACCAGACGGAUGCUGCAAACCCUUUCUUAGAAGGCGAUAGACCAAAGAAUACCCUCCUGGAUCGAGCUGUUCAGAUUCUAACCACCAUCACUUCAAGAAAAAGCCCAAAUUCCUACAACAUUACCAACUCCCAAGGAGUAGUGGCCAAGUUCUGUCUCUUCAAACCUGCCUUCAAGCUAGGGGAGGAUAUCAUUGGAACCAUCGACUUCUCAGAUGCGUCAGUGGCAUGUCUACAAUACUCUGUUGUUUUACAAUGUGAAGAGCAGAUAUCUGAGGAAUGUCGAAGACGCCAGCAGCAGGCGAGUACUGUAGCCUCUCACAGCAAGCACCAAGAGUUCUGUCUUCAUCUACGACACUCUCAUAUGGUUCUACCCAUCCCAUUGCAUGUCACGCCAGCCUUCAUUACCGAUAUAGUCUGUCUUCGCUGGAGGUUACACUUUGAGUUCACCACGUCCAAGGAGCCGAUCCCGGAGCAUGGUAUACCGACAGAUCAAUCUGAAAGCGCUAUCUGGCAAGGUCCUGACAAUGUCUGCGUUGACACCCUUGUCUGGAAUCUACCCAUCAAGAUCUUACCAAUCAACCCUCUCCAUGCUACUAGCUACUCAGCAUGGAAAGCUACAAAUCUCAUUUCUGUUUGAAACUGAUUUCUCAUUUAUGGACGAUAUUAUUGCCAAUGAAACUGAGAGUAGAGAGUUCACCACGUCCAAGGAGCCAAUCCCGGAGCAUGGUAUACCAACAGAUCAAUCUAAAAGCGCUAUCUGGCAAGGUCUUGAUAACGUCUGCAUAGACACCCUGGUCUGGAAUCUACCCAUCAAGAUCUUACCAAUCAACCCUCUCUAUGCUACUAGCUACUCAGCAUGGAAAGCAACUAAUCUCAUUUCUGUUUAAACCUUAUUUCUCAUUUACGGGUGGUAUUCCUACCGAUGGAUCAGAGACUGGAGCCGUCAGGACAGUUCAUGCUAACCGCUAUGCAGACAGAAGGUUUAGAUUGCUCGGUAUCAGUCACGAUACUUGAGGCAUCUUCUUUCAUUGCUAAAGGCUUGAUACAUGAACUUUCUGAUUUAUGAAAUCAUUGGAUUGAUCAAAAUCAAUGGAUUGAAAAGGGAAACGACAAGACUCGUCAGGAGGGAUCAACCAGACUCAAAUUUUAUGAACUUUGCAAUUCUUUGUUUCACGAUUUUUCCAACGAUUAGAAAUCUGUAAUGUUAACAGCAACACAGUAUUGAACAAAUGUGAAGUCAUUGGUGUCUUGUGAUCUUACUCUUCUGCUGGCCAGAUGAUUUUGACGAGGGAUUUACAUCAAAUUGAUAGAUGUAUUUCAAUUGAUGAUUCAGAAAUGAGUCAUGAAUAUAUAUGCAGGUACAUAUUUGGAUAUGCUAAUGAAUAAAAAUAAUUCAUGAAAUUAUUUCUGAUUUGGAAGACUAACCUGAAUGGUGUACAUGUACAAAUGUAGAUGUACAGUGUAGACAAUUCAUUUUGAAAUAACUUUUCUUUGUGUUUGUGUAAGAUUGUGUUGAUAAUUGUUUUGAAUGUUAACAGUAAAAAAAAAAUCUCCACAAAAAAAAAGACUCCACAGACACGGGUCUAAAUUAUGCUGGUAAACCUGUGUUAAAUGACAUUCUAGAAGUUGUAUUUGCCCAAAUGGAAGCACUUUUUAGACCUGGGUACUAGAACACAAAGGUUAGUGAUUGACUGUACGCUUGAUUUUCAUGAUUGAUUGUACAUUGCAGUCAAUGAAAUCAAUUAUAGAAAAAAUGUGUCUAUGAUUAUUACUUAGCUUUGUGUUUUAGGCCCCAGAUUGUGCAAUCAUCAUGUGUUAUAUACCUCUUCUAAGAAAUGUUUCUCCAAACUCAAAAACAUUUUUGUAUUCCCAAAAGUUUUGGCACUGGCACGGCUAUUUAUCAA